Molecule: messenger RNA, 6204 nt
Organism: Mobula hypostoma (lesser devil ray)
Lineage: Eukaryota; Metazoa; Chordata; Chondrichthyes; Myliobatiformes; Myliobatidae
Product: cyclic AMP-responsive element-binding protein 3-like protein 3
Exons: 10
Coding region: 1-1386 (461 amino acids)
Biological process (GO): regulation of transcription by RNA polymerase II
Cellular component (GO): nucleus
Molecular function (GO): RNA polymerase II cis-regulatory region sequence-specific DNA binding; DNA-binding transcription factor activity, RNA polymerase II-specific
Source: RefSeq, a predicted model, not a curated record
AUGACUCUGGUUACAGGGACGACACCUGGAGAAUGCUUGGCCCCGGAAAUGGACAGCGUGGAGCUCCUGGAUCUACUCUUUGACCAGCAGGAUGGGAUCCUUCGCCAUGAAAACUUCCAGGCAAAUGCCCAGGAGAGUGCAGGGUGCUGGGAGAUGGCACAGCCCAGUACCCACAGUGGAAGAAGCAACAAGGAGAUCCUAUCCUCACUCUUGCCAGAAACCGUCCCUGACUCCCCGCUCUGGUCGUCAGCUGGCAGUGACAGUGGGAUAUCUGAGGAUCACCUGUCUGACCAGCUGGACAGUCCACAGCAGCCAUCCAGCAGCCCCCACAACUUCGAGGCUUUCCAGUCGGAGCUGCCCUUUCACCCUGGCCCGGAGAUUUGCUGCUCAGAUCCUUGUCCAGGAGCUUCUGAUUUGGCAUACCCAGAUGUGGAUUUCUCUGUCAGCUUUGGUGACUGGAACACUGAACUCCUUGAGGGUGGAGAACAGAACAUGCCAGCACCGACUGCUCCCAACAAUUUCAUCACACUCACUGUCAAGGACCUGCUUCUCUCCAAAGUGUCAGAAAAGUACCAACCACAGCCACACCAUGCCCGGGAGCUGGUACUCAACGAGGAUGAGAAGAAGUUGCUGUUGAAAGAAGGCGUCACACUUCCAUCACAGCUGCCGUUGACUAAGCAAGAAGAACGGAUUUUGAAGAAGGUUAGGAGGAAGAUCCGGAACAAACAGUCUGCCCAAGAGAGCCGCAAGAAGAAAAAGGAGUAUAUUGAUGGCCUAGAAAACAGGAUGGCUGCCUGCACAACCCAAAACCAUGAGCUGCAGAGAAAGGUACUGCAUCUGGAGAAGCAGAACAUGACACUGCUGCAGCAGCUGAGAAAACUCCAAGCCCUGGUCAUGCAAUCUACAGGCAAGACAGCACAGACGAGCACCUGUGUUAUGGUGCUGGUGUUGUCUUUCAGUCUGAUCAUAUUCCCCAGCUUCACCUCAUUCAGCUCCAGUCAGGGAGCAAAUGAAGGCGACUACACUCCCAUACGAGUAUUCUCGAGGUCUCUGCACAACGUGGAGUCAGCCCGUGUGCAUCAGAUGCUGGCUAAUCCCCGCGCUUCAGCAGAGAAGAACCAGGACUGGGGUGAACAACUGAGCUUGGAGAGCAGUGGCGGUGUCAGCCUGCAGGACCAGACAGAGAAUGGUAAAGAACUCACUGGGAUCAUUCGCAGUUUUGCCACCGAUGGAGCAGUCACUUCGCUGAGGAAUGGCACUGCUUCCAAGGAUGUCAUACUCCUGCAAGAGCUUGACCCUGACCACCACACGACAGGACACAGCCAUUCUGUCUGGACUGAAACGAGCUCUUCUGGACUGACCCCUGACCAUGGAGAUGAAAUGUAAUGGUUUCUGAAUUAAGUGGAGCGUCUUAUUAAUUGACAUUUUAAUUUGGCUGACUGGGCUUCGAGCAUACCAGUGAGAUUCAUAUCUUUCUGUCAGAAUAUAUUCUACCAGAUUUCCCUCCACAUUAGAAGCAGCCUCACAUUUCCAAAUUAACUAUUUUGCAGUCCAAAUAUAUAUGUUGAUCUUCCAUAUUUUGGUUUUAUAUGACUACAAUUUGUAUAUUUUUUAAGAAGUAAAUGCUAAUCUUAAUUAUAUUGCUGUGGCAAUCUUGGCUUCGCAUCUUGUCUGACCCCUUCUCUGGUGGGCUGUCGGACAAAGGAGGUCUGUCUCCCAGCUUGUUGCUGCCUGUGGCACAAAUGGCUCUCUCAUUAUAUUGUCUGAUCUUCUCGAAGCAAUCAAAUGCUCGGUGGAGCUGAAAGCACCUCGUGUGCAGGGACCAUUGUGUGAUUUUGGUUACCCUGUUUCCACUUUUUCUUGACAUAGAGACAGGAUCAGCUGUGUUAGGACAGCAAGGUUCUUCCUGACUAUUUGCAAUCGCGAUUGACCCCUCUCACUCUCCUUUCUGACAUGUCAGACUGAGCUCUCGUCCAUCUUUAGUCACUUCAAUCCUUCCCCAGCACUGACACCGUUUCUCCCCUUCCCUGGUGGCUGUCAGAUGAAGGAGGGCUGUCCCCUACUCAGUUGGGGAGGAGGGCGGCGUGGGAGAAUGGAGGGCGGCGUGAGGGUGGACGGGUGGCUCAGUCAUUACAUAAGCAGGCGGGCUGCCUCUGACAUGGAAAAUGGCAAGUAAAUUGUGAAGGUUGCUUAUACCGAUUUCUUUCUCCUGAAUGAUUUUUCUGUGCAUGGUACAAGGACAAUUAACUCUGGUCUUCACUCCUGCUCACGACCCAGUUGCAGAUCUUCACCUCAACAUCUAUCACUCCCUCUCACCAUACUCCCCUUCAUAAUCGUUAUUCUCUCCCCCACAUCCCCAACUCAUCAACCACCCUCCUACCAUUCAUUAUCAUCCGCCAUCUACUUUGACAUCUCACCCCGUCCAUGUCCAUUCUCCUGUCCACCCUCACUUGAUCCUUCAUUCUCCCACGCAACCGUCCUCCCCAUCCAUCCCUUCCUCCCCAUUCAUUACCAACCUCCAUCUACCCUGACACCUCACCCCAUCCAUGUCCAUUCUCCUUUCCACCCUCAUCCCAUCCUCCAUUCUCCCAUGCAGCCCUCCUUGCCAUCAAUCCCUCCAAUCCAAUCCAUCCCAACCUUCCUACCUAUCCGGACUUCACCUCCACCUCCACUUUCCUAUACUCUUCACCUCCCUCCACCGAAUUCCUUGGCCACCAUCCAGCCGCACCUCGCCAUUUCCCCCCUCUCUCCUGAACUCUGCCACCCUUUACUACUUCUGGCCUGUUCCUAUUCUUGCGCUUGGCUUUAAUUGUGACUUUAAUGGGUGAUGUUGAAUAUUUUCAAAAGAUUUUCAUGCAGCAAUCAGAUUGAAUACAAAUCAUUAAAAUUCCACAGUUUUUAAAAAAUGUAUUCAUGGAUUUAAAAAAAACCAUUAACCUCUUCCUCCCAACCAGAGGAUAGAACCUGGAAUAUAAUACUCUUCACAUUAGGUUUCAGUGUCAGUCAAACCUCUGGUCCAAUCAGGGAAGUGAUGCUGAAUUUCAGAGGUGAGUGAGAGUGACUGCCCUUGACUUAUCAACUGAGUGAGGCAUUCCCUCACUCUGUUCAAACCAAAGUCAGUGGGAAUAAGCUCUCCAAUGGCCGGGGCUCUGACAGUAGGAAGGUGGUCACCUCAGGCCAGGAACACCUCACUGUGUGUAAAGUGCUUACAACUUGUUUCAGGUGCUGUAGCCCUUUUAAAACUUAAACGGUUUGUGGAACUGUGUGUGCUGCUACUUAACAAACACCCAGUGAGAAGGGAUAGAUGUGCCCAUGCAUGGGGAUACAUAGGGAGCAAUAGGCUUUAUGUUCUGGGCAAGCACUGGACACUGGUGCACAGUACUAGUCAUCCCAAUUUCAGCCCCACUCUAACACUGACAUUUAUCAAACAAAGUACAAUGAGUUAUGGAGCCUUGGUCCUGGAAUCAUAGGGCGGUACAACAUCCCACCAUGUCCACACUGUACCGAUCUACAUUAGUCCUAUUUGACCACAUCCAUGACAAAUUCGCAAACUGGGUCCUAACUUGGCCUAGUCAUAGGAAGCAGAGUCUGAUGGGUUGUGAGUUGUUGUUUUUUCAUUUGGAAAGCUGUGAUUAAUGUGGUGGCUGGUGUUGGGAUCUUUCCUACAUUCAUAUCCAGAUUAUUAAUGUCUAUCCAUUAAUAAUCUGGAUGUGAACGUAGGACAUAGGAUGGGUAAAUCACAGACGAUACAAAAGUUGGCAUUGUUGAUAGUGAGGAGAGUAGUCACAGGCUACAGAACAACAUUGUUACAGCAAGAUAGGCAGAUGGAUUUAAUCCUGGAGGAUGUGAUUAUUUUGGGAUGGCUAAUUAGACCAAGGAACAGUCAAUGAAUGGUGGGUCUUAUGAAGUACUGAGGGACAGAGGCACCUUCGUGUACUGUGAGGGCAGUUAGUAGAGUUAUUGUCUCAAUGCUCCAGCAUCCUGGGUUCCGUCCUGAGCUCAGAUGCUGACUGUGUGGAGUUUGCAUGUUCCUCCUGUGAUUGUGUGGCUUUUCUCCCAGUGUUCUGGUUUCUCCCAUAUCCUAAAGAUCUAUUGGUUGAUGUGCUAAUGGAGGAAUCGGGGGAGUAGGUGGGAAUGAGGGGAGAAUAAGUGGAGAGGUGAAUGGGCAUUUGAUGUUUAGACUGAACUUGAUGGACCAAAGGUCUUGUGACUCCACCACCCCAAUGAUAAGUAUAAGGAUCCCUGAACCUGCUGUACAGCUGAAUAACGUGGUGGAGGCAGAUUUAGGAUGCUUGCCUUCCUUAACCAGGGCAUUGAAUAUAAGAGCAGGGAGGUUGUGUUACAACGCAAUAAAACAUUGCUGAGAGCGCAGUUGGAAUAUUGUGCAGCUCUGGUGGCCAUGUUAGAGGGAAGACACGAUGACACUGGAAGGGGUUCAUGUGCGACUACCUGGGAUGUUGCCUAGGCUGGAUUGUGGAUGAUGAAGAGCCCAGAAAGGCUGUGCUUGCUUUCUUUAGAGUAAUAAUGACUGAAGGGACUUGGCAGAGGUAGGGGUUUAGGUCGGGUAGACAGUGAGAAGCAGUUGGCCUUAGCAGAGGUGUCUGUCCACAUGGCAUGCAGCUUAAGAUAAGAGGCAAGGUAGUCAGAGGGCUUUUGUGGAAGAAGGUUUUCACCCAGCACGUGUUGACAUCUGGAACGGGUGCAGGCAAGUACUCUCAUAAUAUUGAAGAAGUGCAGUAUGUUCUUGAGUAUUUGACAAGUUCUGGUGGUAGGAUUAGUUCAUGCAUACUCGUCGGUAGCAUGAACACAUACAGAUCUGCUUCUAUAAUCUUCAUUUACUCUAAUUAUUAUUCAAACAUACUCACACUUCAGACUCUUACUUAACAAAAUUCAAAUCUCUUUAACGUUGGUUUGAGUUUGACCCCCUCCCAUCUGACAACUUUGACAGGCUUCUCUCCACUCUCCUGAUCAAAUGCCUACCUCCCAUCUGUGGAUCUUUGUCUCCUCCUUAGCGAGGAGCACACCUCAGGCUUGGCUCCUGGCUGCUCUUUUCUCUUUGGUCUAUUCUCUGCCCAUUUGUUUUGUCAGGAGGGGUUCCUAUUGUUAUAAUAGGCACAUCUCCUUGGUGAGGAGCUGCAGAACUUCUCCUGCCUCACCUGCAGUCUCAUUAACUUCUCUUAUUCAUGAACCAUGCAGGACAUUAUUUUAGUGGAUGGUCUGACUUUCAUCACAUGUCCUGAAGAAUCUAUGGACCAAUUACUUGAACUAACAAUGCAUGCUAAAACACCAGCAAGGUACUAAAACAAUCCUUUCAGUUAUAAAUUGAUGUUUUAUCAUGUGUUCAGAUGAUCAACAAGAUCAGGGACUUCUACUGCCCAAAGUUAUUCUCAUAACUAGCACUGCCAACACAGAUGCACCCUAAUUACUUUGUGUCAGCUUGUUCGGAGUACAAAAUGAUUUCUUUGCAUUUUACAGUAAUUCAUUGUAUGAGUGAUGAUAAAUAUAUUUUAUAAAAUGUGAUAAGGUGUGAUUUAAUGGGAAAAAUUAUUUUUGUCAGUACUAGUUGCAAAAGAAUUACUGAAUUAUCAAUUACUUCAGAUCUUCUGGAUUAUUGUCAACAAUCAGAAUAAACCUUCACUUUAAAUCUCCUCUUUCUUUGUCAAAAUGACAAAGUUAUUUAUCCCUUUACAAGCAGCAGGGUUCAAUGCUUUUCACCAUGUAGAAGUCACUCGAAGCCUUGCUGUGUCCUUCUGAAUAUUGACUGGUCGUCAGCAACUGUUACUUAAGGCACAGUGAUUGGAGGAAUGAGAUACAAAUUAUUAAACUUUCAGAUUCAGUCUUGGACUUCCAAGAAACCUAGGGACUAAUGAAUAUACACACCAAUAUAUGACUGGCAACAGGAGGAAGCUAGUCUGCCUCUUUAGUCUACUCCACCAUUCAGUAAGGCCAAAUAAUCUGAUGAUUCGAUAAUCUGAUUGUAACUUCACUUUUGCAUUCCUAUCCAUCUGCAGUGGCCUCUUACCCCUUCCUCAACAAGUAGCUUUCGACCUCUGUCAGGCAGGAGAAAGUGAUCCCGAAAGUUCUUUACGUCACCUCCAAAUAGCAGAGCAUUUCAUGCCACUAGGUCGAAGGAAAACUCCAGACACUUGUCCUCCCUUGGUUAAAGAAUCUGAGCACUUUCAUGUCACAUCAGCGAAACAAAAC